CCAUUAGUUUAACUUGAAUAAUAUAUCAUAAGCGUUUUUAUAUCUCGUGCGCAAAAUCGUUAUUUUCAAUUUCUGCGCAUGUGAUAUUAUACAAUAAUUGCCUUUUGGUGAGGUCGAUAUGAGCCGCGCCAUGAGAAAACCAACAUCCGCCCAGUCUGGUCAGGAUCCAUGCUGUUUGCUAACGGUUUCUCUAAUCGCAAUAGGGAGCGGUGGUCUAGUGGAUAAGGUGUUGGCCGCUCAAUCCAGAGGUCGUGGGUUCGAGCCCCACUGGGGUCACGACCAUGACUUCUCAUAUGACACCAGUACUGGUUUUUCCAGGAAGCGGACUCGAGAGUGGUUACAAUAAGCUUGAAGCUUUCAUCACAAUCGAGCUAAAACAAAUUUGUAUAAACUAAAAACUAAUCGCAAUAGACAAUGUUGGUUUUCUCAUGGCUUGGCUCAUAUGUGGAUUUAUCGGCCUGAUAAAAGCAAUAUCAACCCCGAGCGAAUUUAUCGACUUGAUAUCGCUUUAACAGGUCGAUAAAUCCACAUAUCGACCACACAUAAAAACGACAAUUGUUUUAUUAUCAAAUCCAGCCUACUCGUAAGUAUAAACAUUAGAUACAAAUGUCUGCAGCCUAAGGUCAUCUUUCGUGGUUAAUUGUAUACGACGUCGCAUUGUUUUAACGUAAUAACGUGUGGACGUCACAGCUGGAGGUCAAUAUGUGUGUUUGGCUCCGCCUUCGAGAAAAUACGAUUUUUUAUCGUUGAACAUGUGACUACAUCUAGAACAAUGGAAAGGACUAUAAAUAUAGAUUUAAUGAUAAAACAAUAAUUUCAUAUCACAUGCGCAACAACGCUAUUUUGUUUUUCUGCGCAUGUGAUAUUACAUUUUCGUGUCUCCCUAUGAGAGAUCGAUACUUUCGUACUGAUUACAAGACGAUGCGCUUAUUUAUACAUAGGAUUAAAUUACUUUAUCUUGUGUUCAUACAUGUGUGAACCCGGCCUAUUUUUUGUGAAAAAAGAACACACUACUUAGUCAUUCCAUUUGAAAACAUAUAGGUUUUAAUAAUGGGCCUGCUAUACCAAAUGAAACAUAAUUACUUUUUGGAUAUAAUGGAAACCCAAAAAAUAAAUUAAUCUCCGUAAAACAGAAACGUCACAACUAUAUAUAUUUAGGGUUGAGCUAAAAUGUGAUUUCUCGACGCGAUUUGCGUAAGGAGUUUCAAUACAAUGCAAUAUCGGGUGAAGAUCAACUUUUACUAUUAUUUAAACAAGUUAUGAAGGAUGCAACUUGUUUCUGGAAAAUCCCGCUCAUUACACUUUCUUUACCGUAAAGUUGAAAAAAAAAAAUGUAAGAUUAAAACUUUUCCGAGCUGCUUUAUGGAUUUGGCCACACAUGGGCAGUUUAACAAACCAAUUAUAGCUGAAGAAUUACACUCAGAUCUUUCGUAAAAAACUGCAAACUAUCGUACAAUUACUCGGUAUAUACAAAAGAAGAGCAACAGUUUUAUUUGCAUAAUUACAAUAGGUUUGGUUCUACCAAUGAAAAACUCACAAAACGUAAGGUCUCAGAAUGCGACAGCAUUAAAGCUGCUCAAUAUAGAUCCAAGUACAGUUCACUUCCGGUGUGGUCACGUAACCAUAGUAAAGUAAGCAGUGUUAGAGUAAAUCGUCUGCAGUACAUUGUGAUAUUGAUAAAUUUACAAAAAAAAAUCUUAAUGAAGAAAUUUGUGAGAUUUGAAGAAACAACAUCCGUUCAAAGUUUUAUUUUGCUUUUUCGAGACUUAUUUGUAAAUUAUGAUUAGCGGGCUCAAACGAUCCUUCAGUUGUUAUGUAUCAAAAAUGCCGAGCACUAGCAAACUGACUGAAAAGGCAUUCUGUAUACAAUAAUAUAUCAAAUCAACCUAAAUAAAUUGCAAAGUUUUGCAAGAUAUGUCUAACCAUUGAAGUUUAAUUUUGAAGUAUCUAAAUUCAUAAUCUGAAAAUGUAGAGCAUUGGUAAAUAUCCAAACGAACCUUAACAAGUUCAAGUUUACUUGGUCUUUUUUCACGAAACAGUGGGAAUCGUUCUGUAUACUGAGUGCAGUUAAAUGGUAAUUUUGUUCCCAUUUAAAAGAUUUCUUUUUCGCGUCGAGUUUUGGUUCACCAACUAAUGUGAAAUACACUCGAUGACUGCUUCCUGGAAAGUAACCAGUACCCGCACCGAAAGAAGGGACUGUUGGAGUCACGGUCAAAAUCCGCUGACAGGAUUCGACCCCGCGACCUCCGGUUUACGAGACAUCUGUACAAAAAUGAAAAAAGGUAAAAUUUGUAUCUCGAUUCUACUCUAUAUAGUUUUGAACUAAUUUGAAUAUAACUUAAGUAAGUAAGUUUAUUCAGAGAUCACUUGCAAACUUAUUUGUUUCUAUAUAUUUGUUUUAUGGUCUUUGAGAUUUUUUAAAAACUUUUUAAUAAAAAGUUUUAAAAAACUGCUCAUUCUAUUCUCUAAAAAUUGUCAGUGAUAUUAGAAAUUAUUCGUAUUCAUUUUUUUUUGACAUAAAAAUAAUUUCCGUAAAGUCUCAUAGAACAAAAAAGUAUAAAAAAUCCUGCCUUUUUACUACCUUUUUUCUUUAGGCAUGUUACCGGACACAAAGAAUUAUUUAGGCUUUGGGAAUGCACAGGUGAAACAAAAACUCUUUGAGGCCCGAGAGGAAUUCCUUUCUUCGAAAUAUAACAACUUUUUGGACAAAACGUGAUUAUAAGAUAGUAUAUAAUGAUAACGAUACAAAAUAUCGGGAACUAAUUAGAAGGCUCGUCAAAACAACGCUAUGUAUAACGAUUUCCUGUGUACAAGUUUACAAAUUAUAUUAAGACGUUUUUGCAACCAGAAAGAACACGCAGUUUUAACCCAUUCAUCAAAAAAGUUCCUCGCGGGCAUCAUAAAGUUCAGUGUUUUUUUUUACUAAAUUCUAAAUAUGUAAGUUGAUAUCGACACGAUAUCAUUCGUAAUUAUAUUAGCCUUCCGUCCGUAAGUUUCCGGUGGUUUCCGUACAAUCAGAAUCGGCUAUUUCCGUGGUUUGGGCCAGGCCGGGUUUUAUUAAUAACCACGUUUGAACGCGCUAAAUUUAGAACCGGAGAUCUAUCUUACUUUCAUUUUCUCAUUUUUUUUCCUUUACGAUUAUGACAUUUUCGGUAAGUUUUUUUUUUCACAUGGAAGGUACUCUAUAUGUUGUUUGGAUAGAUUGUAAGCAAGUUAGUGAAGAAACAAUUUUUAUUUUUAAAACAUACUGGCAAUUUAAAAGAACUUGUUCGUUGUUGUUCCUUUAUGGCAAAUUAAACAAGCCUGGGGAUCAGUCCUUAUAAUUUUAGGACAUGUGGCACCCCUAGCGUUAAAAUUUAUCAAAAUUUGCCGGUUCCCGGCUUCGUUGAAGUCAAGGAACUUAGUGUAAGGUGGAUAGUGCAUUGUCGCUGUGCCAAGUGUCGAAAGUUCUUUUUUUCCUAUUUAAAACUGUAAUUAAUGCAAACGCAUUAUGGAAGAGCUACUUUACAAAAUCAAAGUAUGGUCAUACAUGCAAACAGUUGAUUUAUUCUGUGCAUCAGACUCAGAAGUAUAUGCAUGCGAACAUUUGAUAUAGAGCUAUGCAGGAAGUAUGUUAUCAAACACCAAGCAUAUAGUGUUUAUAUUCAUCAAAAUUGCGUUACAUAACAUACAUUUGUCUACAAUCAUAAAGCAUUUGACAAAAUGCAAUUGAAUGUUUGUCAUGAAUCAUAAAGCAUUUGACCAAAUGCAAUAAUGUUUGUCAUCAACAAUAAAGCACUUUACCAAAUGCAAUAAUAGUUGUUCUUAAUCAUAAAGCGUUUGAUCAAAUACAAUAAUAGAAUUUUUGCAUAAAUAAUCUUCCAUAUAUUUCGUCGGGCAUAUGUAAAUAAUGUCAUUACAGGCAAUUGUCAAAAUAAAAUACGUAUGCGUCUGUGUACAAGCAAUGAUCGAUUUCUUAUCUCAUUCAAGUUCGUCCUAUCAAAGUACAGUUUAAAUGGAAUAAUAGGAUUACGACACCACAGAGAAAGUCUUAAAAUGGAAAAACGUGUAAUCUUAGCAUUUACAGUAUGCAGUUUGGCAGUCUACGCUUUUGCUACAACACUUGAUGAAAAUUCUGAAGAGAAUGUCUUGCGAAACGUUUUGUUGGAACUCGCGAAUUUGAAGAUUUCAAAUAGACUGCUCGAAAAGCGAACCAUCGCCUUGGAAAAUGAAUGGAAAAUGAUUGAAAUACCGAUCAAUGACCUGGAAAAAUCGAACAAAGCGAAUAUUGAAAUAAAAAAUGAGCUCACUAACUUAAACUACAACUGCGAAAAACGAGUAGAUAACUUAUCAAAGCUGGUCAGAAAGCAAGGUCAAAGUCAAAGACAUUCGAUGAAUGAAAUGAAAAUGUGCGAUGAAAACUAUAUAAGUAUGCUAAGUGUUGCUGAACGAAAAUUAAAUGGUUUUGAAAAUCGAUUAAGCGCCGCCGGGAUGCUGCAAGCAGACGACAAGCCUGUUGGGAAAAUGAACAGUAACACGAUAUAUGAAACGAUCAUAUCUAGUGUACAGAUGAAGGAUUCCGAUAAGCUACCGUCCACCUACAAACGCAGUCCUAGUACAGAAUCGGUGUCUACAGUAAACAAACGAAUUACACCACCUGGAAGUCAACAACGCAUCGCUUUUUCAGCUCAUCUGUCGCACGAUCUUUCAGGUCUUGGAACCUCUCAGACCAUUCCUUUUGAUAUCAUCACCUUGAAUGAAGGUCAAGCAUUUGAUUCUAUUUUGCACACAUUUAUCUGCCCAUUGAGUGGGAUAUAUGUAUUUCAGUCGGCAAUAUUGUCAGCAAAUCACGACUGGAUGCAAACUGAAAUUGUUAAAGAUGGACAUGGUCUUGUAAACGUGGUAGCCCAUGGUUCAAAUGUUGAACACGGUCAUGACCAGGGAUUUAACUCUGUCAUCACCGCCUGUAACAAAGGCGAGAGGGUUUGGGUCAGAAAACGGGCUUUCUUUGGCGGAACUAACUUGACUGGCAAUCGUUACACUUCAUUUUCUGGUUAUCUGCUAUGGAGUACUCAAUAGAUACUGAUCGACAUGCAGCAAAGUUUAUUUUAAA
Messenger RNA from Mercenaria mercenaria, 5092 nucleotides. RefSeq lists its product as uncharacterized. The coding region runs from base 3925 to 5058 and encodes 377 amino acids. The record is from RefSeq and is a predicted model, not a curated record. Gene Ontology annotation, molecular function: protein binding. The transcript has 2 exons. Lineage: Eukaryota; Metazoa; Mollusca; Bivalvia; Venerida; Veneridae.